Messenger RNA from Coffea eugenioides, 482 nucleotides. RefSeq names its product metallothionein-like protein type 2. Gene Ontology annotation, molecular function: metal ion binding. Lineage: Eukaryota; Viridiplantae; Streptophyta; Magnoliopsida; Gentianales; Rubiaceae. The record is from RefSeq and is a predicted model, not a curated record. Bases 27 to 257 code for a protein of 76 amino acids. The transcript is spliced from 3 exons.
AUUGGUGAAUUAAAAUUGGAAGGAAAAUGUCUUGCUGUGGAGGAUACAGUGGCUGUGGUUCUGGCCGCAAUUGUGGCAGCGGCUGCGGAGGUUGCGGAAUGUACCCUGAUGUCGAGAAGGACACAACUGUGACCCUGAUUGAAGGGGUAGCACCAGUGAACAUUUUCCCCGAGGGAUCCGAGAAAAGCUUCGUAGCAGAAGGAGGUCAUGGCUGCAAGUGUGCACCAAGCUGCCGAUGCAACCCUUGCAACUGUUGAUGAAAAAAUGACUGAUCUGUUGAUCUCCACUUAGUAAUUAUGACUACUAUGAUGCGACCCUUGGGUAGCCUCAGUUGUUAAUGUUCCUGAUGGUGUGUGGUAAAGCUUGUCCUAAAUAAGAAAGCCAUGACUUCUGCAGAUCUCCUCUCUGGAUUUUGCUGAUGUCUUAUGGCUAUGUUCUGGUCGUGUCCCUUUUCUUUUUCUUUUUUUUUUUUUCUUUUUUUU